Messenger RNA from Solanum verrucosum, 696 nucleotides. RefSeq names its product cytochrome P450 CYP72A219-like. The transcript has 2 exons. Gene Ontology annotation, molecular function: iron ion binding; heme binding; monooxygenase activity. Lineage: Eukaryota; Viridiplantae; Streptophyta; Magnoliopsida; Solanales; Solanaceae. The record is from RefSeq and is a predicted model, not a curated record. The coding region runs from base 16 to 696 and encodes 226 amino acids.
UUUCUCGAACAGCAUAUGCUUCCAGCUUUUUACUUGAGCUGUAGUGAGAUGCUGAGUAAAUGGGAAGACGUUGUUCAAGUUGAAGGCUCUCAUGAGAUAGAUGUAUGGCCUCACCUGCAGCAAUUGACUUCUGAUGUGAUCUCUCGGACAGCUUUUGGCAGUAGUUAUGAAGAAGGUAGAAAGAUUUUUGAACUUCAACAGGAACAAGUUCAGCAUUUUCUCGAAGUUACACGCUCAGUUUAUAUCCCAGGAUGGAGAUUUUUGCCAACAAAGAGGAACAGAAGAAUGAAGGAAAUAAAAAAGGAUGUUCGGUCCUCAAUUAGAGGUAUUAUUGAUAAUAGAUUGAAGGCAAUGGAAGCAGGGAACGCGGAUAAUGAGGAUCUAUUGGGCAUAUUGCUGGAAUCGAAUUUUAAAGAAAUUGAACUGCACGGAAACAAGGACUUUGGAAUGAGUAUCGAAGAAGUCAUUGAAGAAUGCAAGCUAUUCUAUUUUGCUGGUACAGAAACUACAUCAGUGUGGAUUCUGUGGACUCUGGUGUUGUUGAGCAGAUGUCCAGAUUGGCAGGCACGGGCCAGAGAGGAAGUCUUGCAAGUGCUUGGGAGUCGGAAACCAGAUUUUGAUGGAUUAAAUUUUAAAUGGGCUUGGAAAAUUUUGACACUAUUAACACAUGAUGGGUUCUUUGGGAAGAUAAGUUAG